Molecule: messenger RNA, 25943 nt
Organism: Lymnaea stagnalis (great pond snail)
Lineage: Eukaryota; Metazoa; Mollusca; Gastropoda; Lymnaeidae
Source: the annotation of a GenBank genome assembly
CCUGGUCAGAUGGAUGGCCAGUUCCGCCCCCAGCGCUUGAUCCCUCGGUCGUGAUCCCAGGUCAGAUGGGGCCGGCUGUACCUGGUCAGACGGCCGUAAUCCCUGGUCAGACGGUUACGUCAGACGCCCCCGGCGCCGUCGUGGUCUGAACUCUCCACAAUAUCAAUGACUUAGUCUCAUGUAAGUAUACAGACACAUCAAUGACUUAGUCGUAUGUAAGUACACAGACACUUCAAUCACUUAGUCUCAUGUAAGUACACAUAAACAUCAAUGACAUGGUCUCAUGUAAGUACACAGACACAUCAAUGACUUCUUCUCAUGUAAGUACACAGACACAUCAAUGACUUAGUCUCAUGAAAGUACACAGACAAAACAAUGACUUAGUCUCAAUUAAGUACACAGGCACAUCAAUUACUUAGUCUCAUGUAAGUACAUAUACACAUCAAUGACUUAGUCUCAUGUAAGUACAUAUACACAUCAAUGACUUAGUCUCAUGUAAGUACACAGACACAUCAAUGAAUUUGUUUCAUAUAAGUACACAGACACAUCAAUGAGUUAGUCUCAUGUAAGUACACAGACACUUCAAUGACUUAGUCUUAUGUAAGUACACAGAUACAUCAAUGACUUAGUCUCAUGUAAGUACACAUACACCUCAAUGACUUAGUCUCAUGUAAGUACACAGACACAUCAAUGACUUCGUCUCAUGUAAGUACACAGACAAAUCAAUGACUUGUCUCAUGUUAGUACACAGACACAUCAAUGACUUAGUUUCAUGGAAGUACACAUACACAUCAAUGACUUAGUCUCAUGUAAGUACACAGACACAUCAAUGACUUAGUCUCAUGUAAGUACACAGACACAUCAAUGACUUAGUCUCAUGUAAGUACACAGACAUAUCAAUGACUUAUUCUCAUGUAAGUACACAGACACAUCAAUGACUUAGUCUCAUGUAAGUACACAGACACUUCAAUGACUUAGUCGUAUGUAAGUACACAGACACAUCAAUGACUUAGUCUCAUGUAAGUACACAUACACAUCAAAGACUUAGUCUCAUGUAAGUACACAGACACAUCAAUGACUUAGUCUCAUGUAAGAACACAGACACAUCAAUGACUUAGUCUUAUGUAAGUACACAGAUGCUUCAAUGACUUUGUCUCAUGUAAGUACACAGACACAUCAAUGACUUCUUCUCAUGUAAGUACACAGACCUAUCAAUGACUUCUUCUCAUGUAAGUACACAGACACAUCAAUGACUUCUUCUCAUGUAAGUACACAGACAUAUCAAUGACUUAGUCUCAUGUAAGUUCAUAGACACAUCAAUGACUUAGACUCAUGUAAGUACACAGACACAUCAAUCACUUAGUCUCAUGUAAGUACACAGACACAUCAAUGACUUAGUCUCAUAUAAGUACACAGACAUAUCAAUGACUUAGUCUCAUGUAAGUACACAGACACAUCAAUGACUUAGUCUCAUGUAAGUACACAGACACAUCAAUGACUUAGUCUCAUGUAAGUUUACAGACACAUCAAUGACUUAGUCUGAUGUAAGUACACAGAAACAUCAAUGACUUAGUCUCAUGUAAGUACACAGAUACAUCAAUGACUUAGUCUCAUGUAAGUACACAGACACAUCAAUGACUUAGUCGUAUGUAAGUACACAGACACAUCAAUCACUUAGUCUCAUGUAAGUACACAUAAACAUCAAUGACAUGGUCUCAUGUAAGUACACAGACACAUAAAUGACUUCUUCUCAUGUAAGUACACAGACACAUCAAUGACUUAGUCUCAUGAAAGUACACAGACACAUCAAUGACUUAGUCUCAAUUAAGUACACAGGCACAUCAAUUACUUAGUCUCAUGUAAGUACAUAUACACAUCAAUGACUUAGUCUCAUGUAAGUACAUAUACACAUCAAUGACUUAGUCUCAUGUAAGUACACAGACACAUCAAUGAAUUUGUUUCAUAUAAGUACACAGACACAUCAAUGAGUUAGUCUCAUGUAAGUACACAGACAAGUCAAUGACUUAGUCUCAUGUAAGUACACAGACACAUCAAUGACUUAGUCUCAUGUAAGUUCACAGAAACAUCAUUGACUUAGUCUCAUGUAAGUGCACAGACACAUCAAUGACUUAGUCUCAUGUUAGUACACAGACAAAUCUCUGACUUAGUCUCAUGUGAAUACACAGACACAUCAAUGACUUAGUCUCAUAUAAGUACACAGACACAUCAAUGACUUGGUCUCAUGUAAGUAUGUAAGUACACAGACACAUCAAUGACUUAGUCUCGUGUAAGUACACAUACACAUCAAUGACUUAGUCUCAUGUAAGUACGCAGACACAUCAAUGACUUCGUCUCAUGUAAGUACACAGACACAUCAAUGACUUCGUCUCAUGUAAGUACACAUACACAUCAGUGAAUUAGUCACAUGUAAAUACACAGACACAUCAAUGACUUAGUCUCAUGUAAGUACACAGACACAUCAAUGACUUAGUCUCAUGUAAGUACACAGACACAUCAAUGACUUAUUCUCAUUUAAGUACACAUACACAUCAAUGACUUAGUCUCAUGUAAGUACACAGACACAUCAAUGACUUAGUCUCAUGUAAGUACACAUACACAUCAAUGACUUAGUCUCAUGUAAGUACACAGACACAUCAAUGACUUAGUCUCAUAUUAGUACACAGACAUAUCAAUGACUUAGUCUCAUGUAAGUACACAGACACAUCAAUGACUUAGUCUCAAUUAAGUACACAGGCACAUCAAUGACUUAGUCUCAUGUAAGUACACAGACACAUCAAUGACUUAGUCUCAUGUAUGUUCACAGACACAUCAAUGACUUAGUCUGAUUAAAGUACACAGAAACAUCAAUGACUUAGUCUCAUGUAAGUACACAGACACAUCAAUGACUUAGUCUUAUGUAAGUACACAGACACUUCAAUGACUUAGUCUCAUGUAAGUACACAUACACUUCAAUGACUUAAUUACAUUAUAAAUAGUUUGGAAAUAGAAACUGACACUGUGUUUUGUUUGGGCAGACAAGGCUACGAGUUGAACACAUUAUAAUCAAAUAUUUGAUCUUUCAAUUCGUCACUGGUUAAAUUGCUGACAGUUGUGUUGUGGUGUGAUUGAAAUGUCACAGUUGGACAUUAACCAUGCCAUUCUAAAUUCUAGGUGAAAUUGUCUAAUGUAAUUUUUUUAAAGUUUAUAAACGUUACUUAUUUUUACAUUUUUUUUUUGAAAUCCUAUGGUUCCGAAAAAUCUUGUUUAUUUAUUGAGUUACUUCAGUAUGGUACUAAUCCAUUGCUGGAUAGUGUAACUAGUAGUGUAUAAAUCAAGUGCUGGAUAGUGUUCUAGAAGGGUACUAAUCCAGUGUUAGAUAGUGUACUAGAAGGGCACUAUUCCAGUGCUGGAUAGCAUGCUAGUAGUGUACUUAUCUUGUGCUGGAUAGUGUACUUAUAGGGUACUAAGCCAGGGCUAAAAAGUGUACUAAUAUAGUACUGAUCCAGUGCUUGAUAGUGUAUUAGUAGGAUACUGAUCCAGUGUUGGAUAGUGUACUAGUUGGGUACUGAUCCAGCACUGGAUAAUAUAUUAUUACGGUAAUAUUCCAGUGCUGGAUAGUGUACUUGUAGUUUACUGAUUCCAUUGUUGGAUAGUGUACUAGUAAGGGUACUGGUCCAUUGCUGGAUAGUGUACUAGUAUUGUACUGAUCCAGAGCAGGAUAGUGUACUAAUAGGAUACAUAUUCAGUGAUGGAUAGUGCACUACUAAGAUACUGGUCUAGUGCUGGAUAGUAUACUAGUAGGGUACUGAUCCAGUGCUGGAUAAUUUACUAAUUAAAUACUGUUCCAGUGCUGGAUAGUAUACUAUUAGUGUACUUGUCCAGUGCUGGAUAAUGUACUAAUUGAGUUAAUAGCUAAGUAGGGUACUGAUCCAGUGCUGGAUAGUGUACUAAUUCUGUUAAUAACUAAUUCUUGUUUUGUCUUUUAUAGUUUUGUGACUCUAUCGUCGUUCAAUAGAGAUGUUUCUACAAGCACUUGUGGUAUGUCUUUAUAAUCCUUUGAGUUAAAGGUUUUUCUUUAAUAAUGUUUCAAGCAUCUUUUAAGUUUGUAUCUACUUAAAACGACGUUGUGGUAAUUGGUUUUUGUAUGAAGGAGCUGCAUAUAACGUUAGUGUACUUGAAAGGGUACACCCAUGUUGCUCACAUCUAGACAUUGAAGAAAACAGUCAUUGAGUUCAGAGAGAUUGAAUACGCAAACUUUGAGUAGAAGUUAGAUUAAAACGUAGCAAGAGAACAAACUAAAUAAUGUUUGCCCAACCGCCGGUUAAAUCUGCCAAUACUUUUAAGGAUAGGUGGGACUCGUUAACCUUGUAUUGCAACUCAUCUAAGAGAAGGCAAUUCUGAAUUCAAACCCGGAGGUGGAGUCCCGUGGGCGGAUUACAUGGCCACAAUGAAACAUUCCGACAACUCCUGCGACGCCACUGGUGCCAAGCUGUAUCAUCCACUUGAUGUUCCCUUGGGUUAUAAAGCAGCGAGGAGAGAUGCGAUUUGCUGUGUAGGGAACCAGCUUAUAAUUUUAAAAAAAUUAACCCCAGGCCUUUCCGGAUUUCGUCCUGCGAAGUCUAGACCAUUGUUCAUUUUGACGGACGGAUGUCACGUAGAAGCAAUCUGAAGUAUUAAUCGUACAUUUAAUAGCAAUUAAAGAUAGAUGACAUGAAACCCUAAAGAGUAGACUAUAGUGCAGUGGUUCUCAACCUUCCUUAUGUCGCGACCCUUUAUUACAGUUCCUCAUAUUGUGGCGACCCCCAAAUAAAAUAUUAUUUUCGUUGCUUUUUCAUAACUAUAGAAUAUAUGUGUUUUCGGAUUGUCUUAGGCGACCCCUGGGAAAGGGUCAUGCGAUCCCCAAAAGUGUCGCAACCGGGGUCGCAACCCACAGGUUGAGAACCGCUGGUAUAGUGCUUUAUAUCUGAUAUGGCUUUUGUAUAUGUCUUAAAUAUGUGUGUUGUGUCGGUGAAGCGUCAAACAUUCGGGCUUAAUAGCUGUCAUACAGUAUAGGAACAUUAUUGUAUACUAUACCAUUACUGUUUAUACUGAAUCAAUUUUUGUAUCAAAAGAAAAAGGGAUCAAAUGUUAUGACUGUAAUGAACGAAACAAUGCGACUAUAAUAUUAUGUCAAUGGUGAUGACAAUGUUACACGACUUUUCACUUCAGUUGGUUCCGGUGUUUAUUUUAGAUUUUGUUCGUAUAAAAUUAAGGUGAAUUUAAUCUGGUUGUGUUGACAACGUAACUGCCAUUUUACCACGAUUGCUAUUUUAAGUAGCAACACGUUUGUGUUAUCACGCAUUGUGUAGUGUGUUAAACUAAACGAGUCCGUCAAGACAUGUCUUGCUACUCGCCCUGUUGAUUGCGGAAGUUACACUUGAGCCUUUUAAAGUUGCUAUAUUUAGCUAAGUAUCAUCAUGGCUCCCUGCAAGUUUAUUGUAUUGUUUCGUAGUUUUCUUUUAUAUUUAAAGGUGUUGUUUACUUUUUCAUUACUUGGAGUAGUUUUUACUUUCUUUUUAUGAAAGAGGAUGUUAAAAUAGAAUGCUAUAGGAUUAAAUUGGAGAUAUUUAGAUCGACUAAAGGGAGGACAUUUGAUUUUAAUAAUCAUUCCAAACCAAUGUUUCAAAAAGGCAUUUUUUUGAAGUAGGCAAAUGGUACAGGGAGAUGUGCUGUGUGAGAAAUAACAUAAAUAAAAUAAAAUAACUUCUCAGAUCUUAUGUGAAACAUAAAUAGUACAUUCAAGAUGAUAACAUUGACACCGACAUUUACUUUUUCAGUCGUAUUCGGCAAGGAUUAACAGAGACGUACGAUGUGUGCCUAUAUAAUUGCGGAUUGCUUCUCAAUAUCAUUCAUCUUUUUAAAUAUUAUACUUUAUUUAUUCCAGGUCAUCUUAUACUUUAGUUGAGGGGGGGGGAGCUUUUUAACUGCAUCAAGGAAACUUAGCAAAAGAGAUAUUCUAAAAAGUUGACCAACAUCGCGUUUCAGUGAGUUAGAAAAUAUUCACUUUGCGGUAUUGACUUAAGCACUGUUGUUACACCAUUUCAGUUAGUUUAAGGUAUGUGCUAAAUUUGGACGCCAAUUUUUUGUACCUAAUGGACGAAAAAACUGAAAAAUAUAACUGCAAAUUAUUGUUAAACCUAACAAAAAUCACACGUGUAAGACUUUCUCUAACGCCGGAUACAGAUAGUGUCAAUGAUGGGCUUAUGACGUUGGCACUCUCACGGACAUAUCUGCGUAAACAGUUUUAAAAUAGAAGCCAUCUAUGUACAUGUAUUUGAUUCUGAAAUAGUGUAAACAUUUGGACAUAUUUACGCAUUGAUUUAAUGUGACGCAGUAGAUACAUCUUUACCGUGAACUCUUUCUUUAAAAACACUGGUGAGACCAAUAUUUUCCACUAGAUUCUAGGAUAACAUUAUAUAUUUGGUAAGAGGGGUUUAUUUAAAACGGUAAUGGGACCGACAUUAUCACCUAGAUUCGAGGCCAACACUAUAUCUUGUAAGUUGUUUACCUAGAUUCGAGGCCAACACUAUAUGUUGUAAGUUGUUUACCUAGAUUCGAGGCCAACACUAAAUGUUGUAAGUUGUUUACCUAGAUUCGAGGCCAACACUUUAUGUUGUAAGUUGUUUACCUAGAUUCGAGGCCAACACUAUAUGUUGUAAGUGGUGUUUAUUGGGCCAACUUAUGAUGGUAAAUGUUUAUCUUAUUUUUUUCAGCAUCUGCGUGCAAAUGUUAAAUCACCUAACUAAAUGACUUUAUGAUGAACUGACAAUCGAAAGGAACAUAAUGACUUUACUGUUUAUUUUAUCUGUGAUUUUAUCAAGUCUCCAGGUGGCUUUUGGAUCUAAGGUACAUUUGUUAAAUGAAAGAAUGAAUCGUCCAACUCCCAUCUCCUUUUUAGACAAAGUAUAUCUUUAACUGUACUUUAACAUUGCUACUUAACGGGACAAAUAAAGGUCGUCAAUAUUAGUGCUAGUGAUAUUCGGGCCGCCUUGGUCACUUCUACAGAACAAUGGAACUUUGGCUUCUACAGAAAAUUGGAACUUUGGCUUCUACAGAACAAUAGAGCUUUGGCUUCUACAGAACAAUGGAACUUUGGCUUCUACAGAACAAUGGAACUUUGGCUUCUACAGAACAAUAGAGCUUUGGCUUCUACAGAACAAUGGAACUUUGGCUUCUACAGAACAAUAGAGCUUUGUGUAUAAGCCCCAAGAUACAGUAUGUGUCCCCGUAAGCUGGGACACUCCAGUCCACCAGUUAUAUGCCCGGGACACAUAAGGCACUCCAGUCCAUCACAUAUAUUCCCGGACUCAUCAGACAAUCCAUUUCAUCCGAUGUUUUUCCCUGACACCUUGGAAACUCAAGUCCAUGAAAGAUAUGUCGCAGACACCUUGGUCUCUCCAUGCCAUCAGAUAUAUGUCCCAGACACCUUGGUCUCUCCAUGCCAUCAGAUAUAUGUCCCAGACACCUCGGACACACCAGUCCAUCAAUGUUUAUCACAAAUACUCGUUACAAUAAAGACCAAAAUAAUCACAAUUACGAAAAAAUUAAAUAGACUCCAUUCACAAAUGAACAUACUUUAAGUCCAAGCAAACAAUGCGAUAUCUACUUGAUCACGACUCUCUGUGUGGAGAAUUUCUAUCAAUUUUGAAAGUUUAUAAUUCAGACUAAUAUUUGGUGACCAUCACAAGGCCCACGCGAGAGCCAAUUUCAAAAGAUAUUUUACACUGCUGAUUUGGAGAUUUGUUUCCCUCCGUAUGGCCCUCUAAGACAAUAGACAUAAUGUUUGCAUAUUUAUCACUUUUUAACAAUAAAGGACACGAUUUAGUCAUGUCUACACUCACCGCAGUAUGGCGUAACCUUGGGUUAGAGUUCAUAUAUUUCGAAAAACCUUUUACCAGACUUUUUCGAUUGAGCUGUUGCGUUUAGUAAAAGUAAGAUUCUAGCCAUUAUUAAGCCUUACUUAACGGGUAAUCCUUAAUCAUUACAUUACUGAACAUGAUUAAUCCUUACAUUACAGGAUAUCGAUAAUCCUUAACUCCUGGACAUCAUUAAUCCUUACAUAACUGGACAUCAUUAAUCCUUACAUUAGUUGACUCUAUUAAUUGUUUCAUUGAUUACGCAUUCUCUAAUAAUGUGUGACUAAUAUAAAGUAUCUAUUUUGAAUAAUGAAACUUUUGAGACAAUUUCAAAAUAAAUGUUUAUUUUAAUUAUCAUUAUUACUAUUGUUAUUAUUAUUAAUGUUCAUGAUUAUCAUCAUUUUUAAUGGUUUAUAAUUUCUUUAACUUUUUUUUUUCAGUCGCCAAAAGUGUUUUCUUUUAACCCAAAUUAUGGACCUCGCUUUGGGGGCACAUUGCUUGAGUUUCAAGGCCAGCACCUUAACGAGAGCAACGUGACACGCAUUGAAGUGGCCGGUCAUGAAUGUGAUAACGUUACAGUAGUGGUCAGAGGGGGCAGGUAAGGGGGGCGUUUGGGGAAAUAAAUCAUUAACUAAUAUUAAAUAGCAUAAUUCAAGUCGCAUGUCUGUCUGGAACCAACACUAUAAGACACAGUAAAAAGCGUUGCAUUUGCUGAAUAUGCAAUUGCGUCCUAUUGAAAACGGGUUUCAUUGAUUAUGAAAGAGUAGAUGAUGGGGGUGGAGGAGAGUGACAUGGUAGUAAUAUUCUGGUUGUGAGGAGAGGAUCUGUAAAGGGAAGCAUUGUGGAAAUCCGUAUUUUUUAACGAGUUAUCGCUGUUUGAUUGAUUUCAAAGAAUUGUUGUAUUAUUGAUAUGUCAACAAAAGAACUAUAGACCUAUGUAAAUGUUUUAUACACAUUCAAAUCUCCUCCAUUUAUAUGUGUAUGUUUUAUAUCCAUUCAAAUCUCCUGCAAUAAAAUAUGUAUGUUUUAUAUCAAUUCCAAUCUCCUGCAAUAAAAUGUGUAUGUUUUAUAUCCAUUCAAAUCUCUAGCAAUAAAAUGUGUAUAUUUUAUAUCCAUUCAAAUCUCCUGCAAUAAAAUGUGUAUCUUUUAAAUCCAUUCAAAUCUCCUGCAAUAAAAUGUGUAUCUUUUAUAUCCAUUCAAAUCUCCUCCAUUAUAAUGUGUAUGUUUUCGACUCAUUCAACUCUCCUCCACAUAAUGUCAGCAAUGUCCUCCAGUGCCGGACAAGACAUCAUGACCAUGGGCCCCACGUUGGUCCUGUGUUGAUCUCUUUUGAUAAUCUCAACCAAAGUGUUAUCAACUCUACCUUUUCUUAUAAGGAAAAUCCUGAAAUAACCGAUAUCAACCCUCGGGAGACUUUAGCAAGGUAACAUAUUACCUAAUGACUAGUUCAAUCUUAGUUUAUAUUACCUAAUGACUAGUUCAAUCUUAGUUUAUAUUACCUCAUAAUUAGUUCAAUCUUAGUUUAUAUUACCUCAUAAUUAGUUCAAUCUUAGUUUAUAUUAACUAAUGACUCGUUCAAUCUUAGUUUAUAUUACCUCAUAAUUAGUUCAAUCUUAGUUUAUAUUACCUCAUGACUAGUUCAAUCUUAGUUUAUAUUACCUCAUGACUAGUUCAAUCUUAGUUUAUAUUACCUCAUAAUUAGUUCAAUCUUAGUUUAUAUUAACUAAUGACUCGUUCAAUCUUAGUUUAUAUUAACUAAUGACUCGAUCAAUCUUAGUUUAUAUUACCUAAUGACUAGUUCAAUCUUAGUUUAUAUUACCUCAUAAUUAGUUCAAUCUUAGUUUAUAUUAACUAAUGACUCGUUCAAUCUUAGUUUAUAUUACCUCAUGACUAGUUCAAUCUUAGUUUAUAUUACCUCAUAAUUAGUUCAAUCUUAGUUUAUAUUAACUAAUGACUCGUUCAAUCUUAGUUCAAUGUCAAAUGUUUUAAUUGUAAGAAAUUGUCUUGUCCCAAAUGUACUAGCUGGUAACUUGUAUUUGUCCGUUACGUUGCCUAUAAUAUAUGUAUGUUAAUUAGCAUGUGUUUACUAUUCCAUUUGAGUAAGUUUCAAUGGUCAACCUUUUUUUUAUUCUCGUUUCGCAUAAAACUAGCACUUCAAAAAUUGAUAUCAAUAAACCAUAACAUAUGUUAAUUUCGUUAGUUUUUUUUAAUGAAAUAAUCAAUGAAUUAAAGUAACGAUAAUUUAUUGUCAUCUAUUAAAAUAAUGUGUCCAUUCAAUAUAUUAUUUUCCCCUGAACGUAUUGAUCUUUUCAAAUAUGUAUCUAUUCGAACUCGUCAGUUUUUAACAAAGUUAAGUCGAUGCGUAUCUAACCUGUCAGUCUUUAAUCUAGUCACUUGUACAAUCUGUUCACCUGUAUACUAUACUCACUUAGGGAAGCUACUCAUCUACUUACUUCGUGAAGCUAUUCAUCUAUUCACUUAGUGAAGCUAGUCAUCUACUCACUUAGUGAAGCUAUUCAUAUACUCACUUAAUAAAGCUAUUCAUCUACUCAGUGUGUGAAGCUACUCAUCUACUAACGUAAUAAAGCUAUUCAUCUACUCACUCAUUGAAGCUGUUCAUCUACUUACUUUGUGAAGCUAUUCAUCUACUUACUUUGUGAAGCAAUUCAUCAGUUCACUAAGUGAAGCUGUUCAUCUAUUCAAACUCUAUAACUUUCAGUGGUGGUAUCAACAUGACCGUGACUGGUUCUCACCUCGAUAGUGCUGCGUGUGCCCAAGUUGUCUUUAUCUACGAGAAUCAGGUACGUUUGUCAACAAAUGGAGACUCUUGCUACCUGGCUGAACGCUUCUUUCUUUCAACUCUCCUCAAAACCUGACGAGUAUUUUCUUUUAUGAAUAGGCCGUGAAAUUGGACUAUGUUACCGAACAAUUUCCAGCAAAAUCCAAACCACACACAUAUGUUUCCUGAAAUCAGGUACAGAACUAAAAUCACACGAUUUAACGGUCUGGCAACAGUUUCAAUUCAUAGUUUAGCCAAAUAACAAAAACUAAACUGAAGUAGGUUCAUGGUACUCUAGAGACUUCUCAUUCUAAUGAUUAUAUUUAGGGUUUUGAUCUCAAUGUUCAUUUAAGCAUAAGGAACAUAUUUCUUACAUGAUGACAUUCAAAUUUUGCAAAGUAUUUGGUAAAUAUUUAGCUAUGAUUGCUCCCCUUAGCGGAAAUGUCAACUCUUUAUUGAUUAUUAUUGAUACGGCAACGCAUAAUGCUUCAUUUUUUUUCCAACAAUUUCUCUUGAUAAUUGAUUCAAAACUCACAUUCGAAAAUGAAACGAAUUGUGGUGCGACAUCUGCGAUAAGUUACAUUUAACUAGAAUUGCACGGUGAAUAAUAAAUAAAAUGGCCACCGACAAAGACCUAUACAAACCAUCUUAUUUUGGUUGAGGUUUGUUUUGUCAAUACCCUCGAUGCGUGUGUGCACCGUAAAAUAUCAGCAUUUUUUCCAUUCAUGCAUUCACAUAAUAUUAAUAUUUUUUGACUUUAUUAAAAGAAAUAAAUCUAUUAAAGUUGUAAGAUAUUAAAAGAUAGAAAACGCUUUCCCAUUUAAGUUUUUGAACUAUUUUUUUUACAGAUCAGUUUUGGGAAUUGUAGCAGUAGCAGAUCAACAUCAAGGGUCACAUGUAAGGCGCCAGAUAUGUCAGACAUCACUCAACAAGUCUUUGGGAACCAUACUGUCCAAUUUGUCAUAGCAGAGCUAAACAUUGAAAUGGACAACAACCGAUUGGUUCCCUCAACGAAACCGGAAACAGUAAAAAUGUACCGCGAUCCAAUUUUUGCACCUAUCUCUUCGACGAACAUUAGUCUUUCUGAGCGUAACCCAGUGCUCGUGCUAAAGGUAUUUUUUAACUUAUCUCUUUGGAUAGUGCUAGUUUUUCUUAUGGAAACCCUGCACCUUUUUCAAAGGUAUUUACCAUUUCCAACCCUUAAGAUUAUUGAACAUGUCCUCUUCACUCUAACACUAUUUCUCGGGUCCUUUCUUCCCCACCAUCCCCUCUCUUUACAUUCCUGAAACAGAGCAACUCAUUGGGGUCAAAAUAAAAGUUGUUGUAUUUUUAGAGUAAAGUAGUUAUACUCUUUCACUUAAACAUCAGAUUGAUAAAAUUCUCUUUAUCUUAAUUAAUCUUCGUUGUUGUUCAGUCAGCAGUAGCUUAACUCAAGACGGGUGGCCUGACCUGGGGUUAAUUUGAGUUGGACCAGAAGUUAUCUAAAGCAAAACAUUUUGCAGUUUAGGCUACCAUUACGGACACAGCUAAAACACAGCUUACACAUUUCUUUUGUCUUUUCAAUCCUGUCAUUGUGAAACUGUUUGUUACACACGCUGGGGCUGACCGUGUGGAGACAGAUGAUCAACUUUGUUGUCUGUAGUCAUUUAAAGAAGUUCAGACUUAUAAACAUAGGGUUUUUUGAAAACAAAAUUGUUGAUGAAGUCAAUUCUGAUCGUCUGCCCUAUGCCCCAUUUCAUUCCUAUUCAUUUUUCUUCACCAGGGCACGUACAUGCCUACAUUUAUAAAUAAGCAAGAAAUCAAAGUGACGUUCGGGGGCAAACCUUGUCCAGUUGUAACGGUAAAUGAAAGUAACAUCCAGUGUGAUGCCAGUGAGGUCAUUAAACAAGUCAAAGCACGCGAUAAACUGGCAGAUAAAAGCCUGCAAUCGAAAAUGAGGAACAGCAGUGGCACAAGUAGUCUUGUACCUAAAACUACAACACCUGAAACUGUGACUCGUGGUUUUCAAGUUCGUCGUUUGGUCUCAAACUAUACCCCCCUAUCCCAAAGUGCCAGCACGACGUCCACAACAACGCACUACCUCCCAAGUGGACCGAACGAUCAAAAUCAGAUCCCUGAAUAUGGCGUGACAGUCGAGAUCGGCAACUUUAAGGCUGACCUUGGGUCAGUGCGAGUGGUCUUGGAUGAAAAUGUCGACUCUUUCAAAUCCUUCAUGUUUGCGGUCGCAGGAGGAGCUGGUCUGGUCAUCUUGAUUCUAAUUAUAGUAACAGUGACUCUAGUUAUGAAGGUGAAAAAAGCGAAAAUGCUGAAAAAUGAGCCAUCAUCACUAAUAGCCUUAGCUGAAGCCCAGUCAGGUAGUUAUUCUAGUAUAUCUGUAUGAUAUUUAACCAUUAUUCUAAUCCAUUAACGAUUAUCAUUCAAACCAUUGAAUAUAUAAUCAAUGCUCCCUUUAAGGGUGUCUGGAUCGUGUGCAUACAUUUACAGCAUCACUUUUUGUCGCUGCAAAAUUUUAUACCAGACAAACACAUGCAAAAUUAUAUAAAUUAACGUAAGUGCAAAGUGCUGAUUGCGAAAAUAAAUAAAUGAAUUGUAAUGAAAUAAUUAUAUUCCCUUCAAAGGCUCAAGCAACUAAAUUAUGUCAACAAAUCCACUACAAAUGGCUACUAGUCAUUUGAUUCAUUUCUGUAUUUCUGUGGUUACUCUGUAGCCCGUUAUUCAAAGAGAUCCAUAAUUAAUACACAUCGUCAAGCUUGAUCUGACAUCCUUUAAUAUGAUACGAUUUGAUCCUCAUAAGCAUGGCUAAAUAUAAUACUUCUAGAUUUUAUUUCCUAGAUAAUAUUUUUGUACUGAUAGUCUGGAUCCUUGCUCACAACUUCGUACGAUUAAUGCUAGAAAUGUAGUAACAAAUGUCCAAAAGAAUGGCACCGAACUGGUCCUUAUUUAUUACAAAUCGAACCAUCUCAUCAAAAGUCUGCAUCAACUGACAUUUAAUUUUUUUUCUGCAAGCACAAACCUUAAUUUGUAAUUCUGAUCCUUAAAUUUCCUCAAAAUGUCAACAUAGUUUCCAGACAUUCGGCCAAGCUGGAAACCAGUGAUGCAUUUCUACAUUGUUGAUAUUAAAAUCUUAAAAUCUCGACUUACGUUGAUAUCUUAAAGAUUGAACAUUCCCUCAACUUACUUUGAGAGGGGCGAGAGUACGUGUACAAACAUAAAAAUUGAACGAAUAUUAUGCUGCAACUCGGGUCAUGCCCUCGUCGUUUGCGAGCAAUUCAGCAACAUCUUUGGUGCAGUGCACAUUUUUCACCAAGGCACUGGGCACGGAGCUCAGUGAUGCUUACAAAACUAGAUUCACUCGAUCAUCAUAUGUAUUUCUUUGUGGAUGUGUCGCUUUAGAUAAUCCAGCUUCCAAUCCUUCCAUUUUCUGCAUUGGCUUUGAAGCACACUUCCAAAUCAACAUGAUCGUUAAUAGCAUGAUAUAUGAAAAUAUGACACAGCUUGAAAAUCCAUUCUGUGCAGCAUCCACUCAUUCACUUAGCCAUACCUUUUAAAACAUUGAUCUUAUACUUUUUAUUAGCGAGCGAAGACGCUCAUGUUGGCUUAUCUCACGUUUACGUUAAAUGAUUUUUACAAUGUAAUUAGGGCGAGAGACUGAGGUCUGGUUAGGUUUGAAAAAGGAAAUGAGUGCAACAAAGUAUUGGGAAAACUUUUUUAUAAAUGUGACGCAACAAACCCACGAACGUGUCGGAAAGAAGCCUUCUUCGGCGUAAAAACAAAAUUAAAAACAAAAUCAAAUAAAAAUAACACUCAGCUGCAAUGUAGUAUCCAUGAGGACAGCAAGAGGAAUAUGAUAAAACAUAAGUAAGGGAGAGAUUAAAACCAGGCAAAAUGGGACUGAAGUGAGAAAAAGUAAGUCCACUGAGAUUGGUGUGAAUGAGGAGGAGCAGAGAAAAGGUUUAAACAUGAAAAAGAACAUGAUAUUUAUGCCAAUGUGGUGUCAAGGUUGCAAAUGUCAGAAUCAGUUAUUUUUCAAAAUUCACCGUAUUCCGUGUGUUUGUACAAAACAUUUGGGCGGGGACAGCAACAUCCUCCGAACCCAUGUGAUCGCUUCCAUUGAAGUUGUUUGAGACGGGACACUGCUUAGCUUGCGCAAUAAUACGGAGAUGUUUAGUAAAUAUGUCAGCACAGCGUCGUCCUGUCUCACCAAGAUACGCUAUCUGACCGCGGGUGCAAACAAUGGUGUAGAUAAGUUUCCCGCUCGUACAAAGGAGACCGUAUAUUAUCUCAAAAUAAAUCUUUUAAAUAAUUGGCCGAUUCACUUAUGAUCAACUAGAAGAUAUUUGAUAUAUUCACUUUAUACCCAUUCACUUCGCAAACUGCGCCACGAACAUUACAUGAUUGGUAGCGAUUGGGGGCUUAGAUCGAGGGGGUCUAUUCCGGUAGGUAUCAGUAAGCAUGUAAUUCAAUAGUUCUACAUAAAAUGUAUGAUAAAAAAUAUAGAUCUGAAGUUCAAAUUUCAAAACAUGUAUUUAUAUGUUAUAAAAACUGUAUAGCUCCGGUUGCUGAGUGCAGCACAUUUAUCCGAUUUUAUCCUUAUUAAAAUUUGGUGCACUGCGAAACUCAAAACCGCUGCUCGGCGAGUUGUAGAUAGCUGCGCGGUCGAGCCAAAGCGCAGCUUAAAGGGAACAUUGAUUAUAAUGUUAACCUGUGAUAUUGUUAUUAUUAAUACGUGCGAUAUGUGAUGAUUGUAUACAUUGAUAUUAUGGUUUUAUUUUUUAAAACAUUAAUAAUUUACUUCAGCCUGCAGAGAAGCUUCUUCCCCAACGUUAAAACAAAUUUUAGAAUCCGUUGUUGAGGCGGACGCCAGACACGACAUGGACAGAUUAAUAUACACCUCGGACAAACUGACUGUCGGGAAGUGUAUUGGAUCUGGUGAGAUUUUAACUUCAUACGCAUUAGGGUUACAGCAAGUUAAGGAUUUAAUUUUUUUUUCAAUAAAAUUUCAAAUAAUUUAUACUUGGCCAAUUAAGAAAAGGUAGGCCAUGUUUGUAUUCUAUUUCUGACGUCAUUGAACGUGUUGAUGUGGAAUCAAUAAGUAUCGACCAAUUCAUUGGAUUAGUGAGCCCGAGUGUCUCUUUAGUUCGUUUAGACUCGAGGCUCCUUAAAAUUGAUUAAUCUUGAAGACAUUGUCCUUUAUUGACAGGUAAUUUUGGUUGUGUGUACGAAGGUGUCCUAGAGACAGACUCAGAUGCACCCCCGAGAAAAGUGGCCAUUAAAACAUUGCAAGGUGGGUCUCACGGCUUAUAAAUCCUAAGACAAUGCAAUGGCAACAUUAGUAUGCACGCGAUUACGUGGUAGGGCUUUAGUCACCUAAGACAUUGCCAUCACCACAGAGUAGGGUAUGUAAGCAAUUACAAAGUAGGUCUGACGUCACAUAAGACUUUGCCAUCAUCACAGAGUAGAGUAUGUAAGCUAAUCCAAAGUAAUUCUGACGUCACAUACGACAAUGCAAUAAUCACAUUGGCGUGUAAGACAUUAUAAUGUAGAACUGACGUCACAUAAGACAUUGCAUUAAAAACAGAGUAUGUUAGACACAGUGAAUGUUUGAAAUAAUUCAAAUUGUACCCCAAGUUUCUUGAGGCAUCAGUGCUAGGCAUAGUCAUUUUUGAAUAUGGUUUUCCUCUAAAUGUAUGGCUCUGUUGUUAAAUAUGUCUAAUACAUUUUAUAAAGCAAUGAAAAACGAGAUCAUAAUUUUAUAAAUGUAUGUUUUCAUAAAACACUUACAGUCGAACACACUUGUUUCGAUCUCGGUUAACUCGCCAACCCUAUUAUGUCGACGCUUUUGAAGUGUAACCGCCAAAUUAUCUCUUUGUCUCAGAAUUUUUUCCUCGGUUGUGUCGCCAAACUCUGAUAACUCGAGCACAAGAGGUAGCCAAAUUUUUCCACUUAACCUCUGUUAUUUCGAUCCCCAUGACAAAUCGCCGGCUUUUGAAAAAUAUAUACAACAGGAACGUGACUACUUGAAACUGUAGUGAUUGAAAUGAAUGACAAUAUCGAUGCCCGCGUAAUUAACUUGACACAACAAGAAACAAGAGGCUUGCAAACAAAAAAAGGGAGGUUGCAGUACCUGUUCUAUUUAUAGCAAGCCCGCUUGUCGAUGAUUGGACGAUGAUUGGACUUUCACGCGUUCUUACUGGUUGAUUUGUUCUUCGAACCCAGAAGCCGUAUAUGAAUAAACUGAACUGGCGAAUCCGGAGCGAGAGAAAAUAAAAACUCGAGAAUCUGGAAUUCCGGUAUAAUCCGGAAAAUUGGCACCAUGCCUUAUGUUGUUAGCAUGCCGAUCGCACAAAUCGUGGUAACGCUGUUGGGUAAAAAAAAAAAACAACAACAACUCCAAAGACACGUGCAUGUGCGUUCUAUUUUUCAACACACAAUAUGAGAAAUAAGCACCGGGGCACCACAAGGCUGAGUUCCCUCCCGUGUACUGUAUACAAUAUAUACCAAUGAUAUUCAAAGCUCAAGCGACACCGUUUCAAUCUUAAAAUUUGCUGAUGAUACCACGAUUGUUGGCUUAAUAUCUGAAGGGGAAGGCUUAUACCGUAACUUAGUUACAAGCUUUAUCAAUUGGUGCGAUGAAAAUUUUCUCCAGCUCCAUGUCUCAAAAACAAAGGAAAUGGUUGUUGAUUUCAGGAGAGGGACACACCAGAUUACAGAUCUCAACACAAAAAAUCAAAGUGUAGAGAAAAUGGAGGCAUACAAGUAGUGAGGUGUAACCAUUAACAAUCAGCUAACAUGGCAUGAGCACGUUCAAAUGCUGUAUGAGAAAUUCAACAAAAGACUGUUCUACCUCAAAAUACUGUAUAAUUUCGGUGUAAACAAGCAAGUCGUUAACUUAUUCUACAGUGCAACUAUUGGAAGCCUACUUAAUUUCAGUAUUACCUGCUGGUGUGGGAAUUUAACGUCGGAUAUUAAACACCGCAUAAACCGACUAAUCAAGAAAGCUAGGAACAUAACACAAACUAAACAUCCUUCCCUUGAAGAACUAUUUGAAGAAAGAUGUUUUUUUGUAAAACUAAACACAUUUUGGAUGAUACUUCCCACCCUCUUAAUCACAGAUAUUAGGAUCGGCCCGUUCGGGACGAAUUCUGUCCAUCAGGGUGAGGACUGAAAGAUACAAAAAUUAUUUUAUUCCCCAAUCUGAUCGAAUUUACCAGCGUGGUCCUCUGAAGUCAUACAUCUUAAUUAGAACUAAUAAAUACCCGAUUUGGCUAAGAGAAAUCACUGAAUGACUGUUUUAACUAAUUUAUUAUAAAUGUCUUUUCAAAUUAGUGUAUUUAUAAUGCAAUCAUAAAACAUUUCCAUUUAGUUUGGAUCAAUAAAAGAAACUUAUCUUAUCUUAUGUACAUAAAGAAAUUUCAAGAAACUGUUAAUAUUUUGCGAACCUUAUUAAUUUUCGGUUAUCUCGAUCAUCGGCUAUCUCGACGCUUUUUGGCAAACACUGAGGCCGGUGACAUAACCUGGUUCUACUAUAUUUGUAUUUAAAGAAACGCAUUAAAAUUUUUGGUUAUUUUUUAAAUGCAUGUAUACAUUUUGGUCUACAUGAUCUUUCUUUAUCGACUCAGAUAGGUCGAUUACUAAUAACUAAAAAAAUAUCAUCCGAUGUUAUCGAGAUAAGAAUGGCAGGCACUUUGUGAUUAAUUCCACUUGCUCAACACAAUUCCGUAAUUAUAAAAGAAGUAUCUAUGUAAUGAUGUCUACGUUUCUAACAUAAUAAAACGUUUUUUAAAAGUAUUGUACUGUUAUCUAUUGAAGUCUAAGCCUAACCCCAACCCCCUUUUCGCGUCCUGAAACUAAACAUUGAUUUUCUAAAAAAAUUACCUAAAAUUACUAAAUAAUAAUAAUAAUAAUAAUAAGUGGUCUUAUAUAGCGCGGUACCCCAGCCUAGGGCUGGGCUCACCGCGCUGUACAUAAAUAUAGCAAAGAGGCAUAAUCAUGAUAUUAAAAUAAAAUACAUAAAUCAAAAUUAUCACUACUUAAAUCAUUAGUUUCCCUAAAGGAGGUCGUGGAUUGUUGAUUUCUAUGCUACAGAAAUACUUAAGAUGCCUUGUGUUUUUACAUUGUCAAAUGAUGUGCCUCCCUACCACUUUUUUAUGGUGCCACUGGGCUAAAUAAAAUCUUCUCUAAAAAAUUGCGAGGACGUCAUCUUAAAUUUACAACAACAAAAAUCAACAUACCACUUCAAAUGUAUUUUAUAUUAACGGAACUCGAUAUACUGAUACCUAAUUUAAAAAUGUAACCAAAAUUUUGCCGUUUUUCCUACUACAUUAUUGGAAAAUCGGACAACAACAAAAAUUAUUUGAUCUAAAGAAGAAAAUCUUAAACGCUCUUCAAGUUUGUUACAGCUUUGGCUGACUUUUUUUUUUUUACUGAAAUGUUGUUAAUCUCAUAACACUAUAAUCUAAGACUAUUUGACUUUUCAUAAAAUAAAAAAAAAGGUGGGUAAAAAUUUUUUUUUAAAAAUACUUUUUUUUUUUUUUUUAAAUUUAAUUUUUUUUUUUAAAAAAAAUGAUUGAGUUUUGAUAUGUUUUGCCGAUACUUUUGAACAUGUACCCAUGUUUCGUUAACCUCAUUGAUUUUCUUAAUUGGUCAAACAUGUUGAUUUGUAAAAAUAGGAUACAACAUCUAUUUUUGCACAACUGAAAAAUCAUUGGAUAUACAGAUAUUAUCAUCCACUUAAAAAUGUACUCAUCCUAUUUCCUACCCAGGAUAUAGGUUCGUACCUGAGAAAGGUUAAUUAUUUAUAAAAAUUAAUGUAUUUAUUCUGAAGAGUAUCUUGUGCUGGCCAAAGAAAAAUGAAGGUAUUGUAUCCCUACCCCCAUUCUCCCAGAUUUUAAUAACAAAUUAACAAGAGCAUCCACGGGAUUCUAUCCUAUGUUAAACACACUUUUUUGCACUUUAUGUGGUUUGCUACUAUUUGGAUGAAUGAUAACAGCAUUAAGGAAUGCUUUUUGGCUAUGGGAUUUCGCCUCAACGAUUGACGUAAACAAGAUUUUCUUAUUAAAAGUAUAUGUCAAGGUUAUGUUUUCAUUACUUUAUCAAUUAAAUUAAAGUAUUUUUUUUUGGACGUAAAAACUUAUAAAAUGUUUAAAAUACAAAGCUAAAUUUUUUAUUGUUUUUAUUAACAUUUUAAAAGCAAUCAAUUAUAUUUAUAUUUUUAUUAACUUUAUUUUUAAGAAGGGGAAAAUACAUUAUCAGUUUUGUAACGCGCGGUUAUUAAAUAAAAAAAACAAAAAAACUUAGAGCUAUGUUUAAAAUAGGCAUUUAGCGCUAUGACGUCAUUUGCGUGUUGUUGUUUUUUACCAAAUUAAUUUUAAUUUUAUUUCGCAAGAUUAACAAAUCAUUAAAAAAAAACACUGAAACAACAUAUAAAUAUGUCGGGGUUUUCCCGAUUAAUGUGACUACGGGUGUCUUAAUCCCAUAUUAUCUUGUUUAGUGUUUGUCAUGAUGGCCUCCUCACAUCUUGUCUUAUGGUCGUAUUCAAAGCAUACAAAUAGCCAUCAAUCAAUUUUAAAUUUUAAAAGUCAAUGAUUACCUUGCUUUUGAAAUGAGGGGGUUAAUUGUGUAAACAAAAAUAUUUUGGAGUAAUAGCUAAAAACCUUAUCGCCUUGUGACAUAGAUGUUCGAUGAUUGUCUAAUUAGCCAGUAGAUCAUCAAUGAUUGUCUAAUAAGCCAAUGAGGGUCUAAUUACUCAAUAACUGAUGUCCUCAGAUGCCACAUCCUACAGUAUUGACCUAACUGGGUUUGUCCAAGAAGCUGUCUUUAUGAAAGACUUUCAACAUGACAAUGUCCUUGGUUUGGUUGGACUUGCUGAGAAAGAGCCAGGAAUACCUUACGUCAUAUUGCCUUUCAUGGAGAAGGGUGACCUACUGACCUAUGUGCGCGAUCCUGAUGUGGUAAGUAGAUUAAACAUAAGUCACGUAUAUUUUCAGCUAUGGCAUGGGUGUCAAACAUAAUCACGUGUAAGGUUGCGGGCCGAACAGGAUAAACAUGCAAUACGCUGAAAUUAUUUUUUUAACAUGUAUUUAAAUGAGAACAUAAAUAAAAAUUUUAAUAAUUAAAAAUCGUUUGCAUUCCCAUUUUCGUUCUUAUGCCAAGUUGUCAGAGCUGAAUGUUGGGCACAAAAACAAGUAAGCUCGUUUAUUUUGGGAGUAACUCUGUGUCAUUGAGAUUGCAAGUCUGAGUGUUCAUCUGUGUGACUACUCACUUAAAACAUGUAUGUGCUACCCAACAUGCUCAAGUUUCGAGCCGCAUGUAGACGAAGCCGGGGCAUCUCUUCAGGAAUGAAACGAGUGAACUGUGCAGGCCCAACUGUGUCGCACGCAGCUCUGUUAGCUCCAUUAGAAAAUUUGCAGAUGCAGUUUCCAUUUCUAUGACUAAUGGGUUACGAAAAAUUCAAAAAUAAAUUUUUUGAGCUUUAAAGUCGUCGAAGCGCCGUGUGAACUCUGCGCGAAGUAAGCUAGGUUUUUUCAGCAAAGUGUCCGUUGGGAAACACCAUAGCGUUGACUUUGAUAUAAGUGUUCGCCGAUCAAGACCUCCCGGGCCUAAUAUAAUUGUACGGGGGGGGGGGGGCCGGAUUGGGCCAGGGGGCCUUGAUUUUUUAUUAUAUAUUAAUAAGACACGAACAAAUUGUGUCAAUAGAACAAUAUGAGUUAGCUUUAAUAAUAAUUGUACAUUAUACAGAAUUAAACGUUUCGGCACAUGCCUUCAUCAGUACAAACAAACACAACACAUUUAAAUAAGUAUAAAUUAAAUUUACAUAAUGUCAAUAUAUAUAUCCUACCUAAAACAGAAAAAAUUUAGGAGAGGGCGCUUAAACCUGACAAAAACAAAGUAAAGAGAUGUAGAUAACAUCUUAGUUUAUAACAUCUUAGAGCAUGGCCUUUGAUUAUAUCAUGUGUAUAAUCUCAUGUUUUGUUUAAAUCAUGUCAUGACAUUUGUUUACAUCAUUUCAGAUCAUGACUUUUGUUCAUAUCAUAUCAUGACUUUUGUUUACAUCAUAUCAUGAUUUUUGUGUAUAUCAUCUCAUAGCUUUUGUUUACAUCAUAUCAUGAUUUUUGUGUAUAUCAUCUCAUAGCUUUUGUUUACAUCAUAUCAGAUCAUGCCUUUUUUUUAUUAUAUCAUGACUUUUGUUUAUAUUAUCUCAGAUCAUGACUUUUGGUUUUAUAUUAUAUUAUUACUCUUAUUUAUAAUACUUUUUUUUUAAUGUAUCAUGAAUUUUCUUUAUAUCAUGAAUUUUGUAACAAUGACUUAAGUAAUAUCAACAGGUGCUCACUCAUUCAAUAAAUGACUUAGUGUUAUUAACAUUUGGGAGAAAUUUCAAAUUUAUCUGCCUUUCUUUUAUACACAUUAAAACUUAAUUGCUCAAAAAGCUACUAAAAUACUUCCUAAGCCAAUGGGUUUUAAUUCAAUAUAUACAUUGGGUCUUUAGUAAGUCAAUGAAAUGAUUACUCUAAAAGAAAUUAUUGGACUCUACUGGGCAGAGUGUGACAUAAGGAAUUUUAUUUAUAAAUUUCAUUUAUGUGAAGCGACCCAUCGAUUACAAAAAAGCGAAUUCAGUCUGAUGAGUUAUAUAAGAAUUAAACCAAGACAGAUAUGAACAUGCAUAGGAGCCAAAAUGGUCAAUAAAUUGAUCGUGGGCCCUUAAGAUAUAGAAGAAGAAGAAGAACUCUUCAAAUAACGUUGGUUUAUCGCUUCACAAAAUCCAGCUGCACUAUCUCAGGGUACAAGAGGUGCAUAAAAUAAUACGUGAGAGGCUCAACUAAGUGUAUAUUGCUUGUUGCAACUAUGUUUCAAGUCCUAGUGGUUGCCUUGAGUUGGACUGGGAUUUGAAAGAAAAAAAAAUGACUUUAAAGGCUUUGAACUCUAAGACGUUGUCAGACGUUAAAGUGGUUACAAGCACGUUAUAACAUUAAUGUUGAGCUCAUUACUUCUAACGUUCAUUUCAAAAAAUCAAAAUAAUGCGUUCAAAAAGAAGUUUGACGAAAAUUUGACAGAGGAUUCUUUUUUUUUAAAUGCUUGCUAUACACAAAGCAACAUCAAACUACGCGAUGCUUCCGUCCUCCAUCUCCUAACAAUUUAUGACUAGCUUCGAGAUUAUUUUCAUGGAUGCUAAACGUUUUUCAGACGCUAACUCUUUAUGAAGUCAUCAAGUUUGGAGCUGAUAUCGCCAAAGGCAUGGAUUACCUGAGUUCGCUGAAGUUUGUUCACAGAGACUUGGCAGCCAGGAAUUGUAUGUGAGUCGCUACUUUGUCUUCAGUUUAACUGACACGGUCAAAGAAUAGCUGCCUUUGUAACUGGAUUAAAACUGUUUUGUUAAGCUAUUCUAAAACAGUUGGGGGACUCCAUAAUCGUGAUUAAGAUUAAUGUUUUUUUUAGAUUAAAAUAUUUAUAUCAUAAAUUAUAAACACUGUAUGGAAUCAAGUCAUGUAUAACGGAAGUAACGCUAAGAUGAUACAAGUUCAAACACAGCAUAGGCGUAUAUCCAUCUGGUGAUUAUGUUAAUUCCUGUUUUUAUGGCACAGUAUCGUAAAGAUCUGCCAUGAGGGUAUUUAUUUUUUAAAGAUGUUAAUUCGGUCCACUAAGUGGCAACUUAACCUACUUCAAGAGAAACAAAAUAGAGUUUGAAAACAUAAAAGUUGCCAGAACAAGCUCAAAAUAGUUGUAACAAAUUGUUGCCGUUCCGGUGUUUCCCUUUGAGUAGAUAAUGCCUUGCUUUAGCACUAUGCGUUUUUUUUUAAUGAUUCUUUUCAUUUAUAAAGGUUGGACGGCAGUCUCUGUGUUAAGGUCGCUGACUUCGGUCUGUGCCGUGAUAUCUAUGAGAAGGGCUACUACACAAGUGACAACAAGAAGAAACUACCCAUUCGGUGGAUGGCGUUAGAGAGUAUUGAAAAUGGAGCCUACAGCACCAAGUCAGAUGUGGUAAGUUCAGUUAAAAACAUCAUAUAUGCUUAUUUUUUAUUUACCGUCAUAAUGACGAAAUUGUGUAUGAUAUUAAGUGAUUAUUUUUCCUUGGUUGCCAUGCCAUGUGUUUCGUGUCAUUAGUCCCUGUUUGUUUGUGAUUUCAUUAUUCUCAUUUUUUGUUUUCAUUUCAGUGGUCCCUGGGUGUCGUGCUGUGGGAGCUGUUGACACGUGGUCUCACUCCUUACCCUGGAGUCGACGGCUGGGACGUAGUGAACUUCUUACGUCGUCGGCGUCUACCACCGCCAUUUUUCUGUCCAGAAUCUCUGUAAGAACUGACUUCGUUGAAAUAAAUUUAGUUAUAUUAAAAGAUGUGAAAUAAUGUUUUCUUUUCUAGAGAACUUCGCCCUUUUUUGUUAAAAUAUUUUAAAAAUGAAAUUUGACCAAAUGCAAAGAAAUUGAACAUUAUGAUGUCAAAAUGUCCUCUCCCUCAGAUACAAUCUCAUGAUGGUGUGCUGGGCCAAAGACCCCAUCAAGAGACCCACUUUCAACACUAUUCAAAAGGAGCUAUUGCAGCUCAUUGGACAAGGUCCAGACCAAUCCCCAAGCUUGACGUCAAAAUUUGAAGCAGUGGCCAAUGUGUACGUAGACAUACCGUCAGACGGCAACAAAAUGCCUGACGAGUACAAAAUGAGAUCCGAAUCUCUAGAGACAAUAGACGAAAUGAGGGAAUCGAUGUCCAUGGCAGGUGCUCUAAGAAAAGAGUCGACACACAGGGACGAAAUGUGGAGUGGAAUACAAAGGGAGCUCAGUGAGAAAUUGCAAAACGCAAAACUUAAAAAAACAAAGAAGUCAAAAUCGUCUCCUCUUGAUGACUCGGCUGCAGCUCAAAGAGAACAUAAAAAGUGUGGGGCUAAGACGGAGAAACAGCCCGAAGACAUGUCGUCAUGCCCCGAUCACGUCUCAUCGGAUCGAGGUUUUAAGGUUGUCAAGAACAUCACCAUUACAAUCCCAGAAAGCUAUUCCGACAGAGACGUCAGCAAGUCAGCCAUGGGCGCGUACAUCAAGCUGGUGGGGAACUACGAGCCGCCCCGGAAGUUCUCGAGCCCGUUCCGUAGGCUGACGAAGGGGCAUCACAGCCGGGCGUCGGAGAAGAUGAAACAAGACGUCAGACAACGACAGUCGGGUCCAUCGAGUACCGCGAACUCACAGGACACGGCAGCGCCCGUUGUGUCACGUGACAAACCAGACGAUCCCGUAGUGAUGCUGGCUGUCAGCAGCGGGGACGCGUAUUUCGAACUCGAGCCCGAUUCUCAUAGGUUGAGUUCAGCAUCGGACGAUGCCAGUGUGUCAGUUCGGUCAACUUACACGAUGCGGACAACUGGAUCGAUGGGAUCAAUGUUGGACACCACCUAUCCGGGGUCUUCGUUCAUGAACGCCACUGGCGUCAGCAGCGGCGGCGACUCCUACCUUUCUCUGGCGCACCCCAAUGGGCAGCAGUCACGUUCCUUGAGCCACAAUAACAUGUCCAUCAUCGAAAUAUAACUAUUGUGUUUUUUUGCCUCUGACCGCGAACGUGAUACACAGGGGCGUUAUUUUGGGUAGGGCGGGGGUGGGGCAUUGCUCCCCCCCCCCCCCCCAAUUUGCUGGUUUUUUUUUUUUUUUUUUUUUUUAUUGAGCCACAAUCACAUGUCCAUCAUCGAAAUAUAACUAGUGUGUUUUUUUGCCUCUGGCCGCGAACGUGAUACACAGGGGCGUUAUUUUGGGUAGGGCGGGGGUGGGGCAUUGCUCCCCCCCCCCCACCCAAUUUGCAGGUUUUAUUUUUUUAUUUCCCUUUACGUUGCGCCAACAGCAAUCAACAACUUAACAAGCCAACCAAGCUUUCGUUUUAGCCCCCAACCUGAAAAAACUGAAAUGAUGUCCCUGGGGAUACAAUGUAAAAAAAAAAAAAAAAUCUUCCGAGAAUGUUCGAGAUAAGAAUUAAUGUACUCUCAGAUGACUGGGUUAAGAUAUUCAUUGUAAAUAAUUUCUUAAUUUAAUUUACUAGCAGAUGACGAAAGGAAUCAAAUAUGAACACAUAUUGAAAUAUUAUGCUAAAAUAUUUUUGUCGUAUGCUUGCAUAUAUGUUUUUUUUUAUUAAUGUUUGUUUAUUAAUUAUAAAAAUAUGUAUGAGUUAUUCAUACAUCUUUUCAGCCAUUUUCAAAUUUUUACAACAACUUGUGCCAUGCUUCAAUUAAGUUUCCCAGCGCUGCAACAAACUAUGCAUGCCUUAGAAAAUAUCGUGCGUUCAAUAAAAAUAAACAGUUUAAACCCGU